GAGGCGCACUGGACCCUGGCAUCGAUCUGCUCGACGCGCUAAGUUUUCACACAAAUAUGUCCCAAUACCAGGGAGUUACCGUCACACAGGAAUACCAACAUCAAAGGGUAUUCCAUUUGUCAGGUGGCGAUCGAAAUCUCGUUGUUCCGACAUCGGUUUUUCGCCGGGCCGUGGACCAGAUGAAGCGGACCCCGGAAUUCACGUUCGCCGUGGUCCUGAAGCAGGAACAAGCUAACUCUGGGACCAUCGUUUCCUUCUCGAACGGAAACAAUAGGUAUUUAGAAUUACAAUCAAGUGGAAGACGUGACGAAAUACGUUUUCAUUACACACACACAACAGCAGCGGGCGAGUCGGAGGUGCACAUCGAGUCCUUUCCGUAUCGCCUGGCGGACGACACCGAGCACAAGGUGGCGCUGACUGUGAGCGGCGCCGAGCUGCAGCUGUACAUCGACUGCCAUCCACUGUAUAAACGAAUGACACAUUUUUUACCAGAUAGAAAUUUUAGUGCUUCCAAUAUGCAAUUGUUCGUCGGACAAAGAAACUCAAAUAGUCAUUUUUUAUUUAAGGGUGAUUUAAAAGAUUUACGUAUUAUCACCGGCCCGUACGGUUAUUUAUCACAAUGUGAACUAAUGGAUGCACAAUGCCCAACCUGUGGGCAGUUUAUAGAGUUAGAGAAUGCUUUAGUAGAAUUAAAACAAACCUUGUCGCUGUUAACAAAAAGGCUAGUGGCUGCAGAGAAUCGUGUCUCAUAUAUAGAGGAAUGUGAUUGUAAAAAAUCAUGCCUAAUCAAUGGUACAAGUAAAAACGAUGGUGAUAUAUGGGAUAUAGGUUGUAGUCAGUGUAAAUGUGAGCGUGGCGUCGUCACCUGUGGUCAUAGACCAUGUCCAGCGGUGAACUGUAAACAUCCAGUAUUAGAGGAGGGUGAAUGUUGUCAUAAGUGUUUAAAAAAUUGUUACAUUAAUAAGAAAGACUACGAACACGGCGAGAUGCAGAUCCUAAGCUGUAGAAAGUGCACCUGCAUCGAUGGCAGUAUGAUGUGUGAUAUGCUGAAGUGUCCGGAGCUGACCUGUCCCCCGGAGCAGCAGGUCUCGGUCACGGACGAGUGCUGUAAAUAUUGUCAAGAUACUCCACAUAGGCGAAAAGUACACCGACGGAAACCGCACCAGAACCACAAACGUCAACACCACAAAAACAAACAACAGCGCGCUCAUAAAAAGAAAAACGAAGUGGUUGAGCCACCUCCAGACAUCAAUGAGUGUGAUCAGCAAGGUGGUCUCAAUGGCAACCAUUGUCAUCUGAACACGCGCUGUGUCAACACGUUCGGGUCGUACGUGUGCGAGUGUCUGCCCGGGUACCAGCGGCAGGACAAGUUCAACUGCGUCGAGCUGGACGAGUGCAAGUCCGGGGAGCACAGCUGCCACCAGCAGGCGGACUGCAUCAACACGGCCGGAUCGUACCACUGUCGCUGCAAGGCGGGAUACGCCGGCGACGGAUACGACUGCAAGCCUGUUUGCAAUCAAACUUGUCUCAACGGGGGAGAAUGCCGGGCACCGGGUGUCUGUACCUGCCGCGCUGGGUACGUGGGAGAAUCCUGUGAAAAGGAUUUGGACGAGUGCGCUACCGGAGUGCAUCGAUGUAAGGAGACAACGGACUGUGUUAACAUGCCAGGAUGGUACUUCUGCAGAUGCAAGCCUGGAUUCGAGACCAAAGGAAAGGAUUGUGUAGAUAUAGAUGAGUGCUAUCUCAAAACGCACAGCUGUCAUCCGACGGCCAAGUGCGUCAAUACGCAGGGUCACUUCGAAUGCGUUUGCCCGGGCGCGACUACGGGCAACGGAGAAGAUGACUCUGGCAAUCACGGCAGCAGCAGUAGCAGCGGGCUGCUACCCCUGUCGUUAUCGUCGCCCGUCUGUAGGUUAAGUUGUAUGUUCGAGGACAGUGAAAUUCCUGACGGUGGACAGAUUUCACCCCGGAAUCAACCCUGCAAGGUGUGUACUUGCUCCCGGGGGGUCAUCAGUUGCGUCGAACCACCGUGCAAUUGCUCGGCCUGGAGGCGAGGAAGCUCCCGGGACCUGUGCUGUCCCCAGUGUGAUCCCAAAGAAUCCUGCCAACAUCAGGAGCUGAAGCACGUGACGUUCCGAAGCGGAGAGCAGUGGAUUUACCAGUGUCAGACGUGCGAGUGUCUGUACGGUGAAUUCGACUGCUGGAAGCUCGAGUGUCCCCCACUGACCUGUGAUAACCCGCAGCCGCCCAGGCCCGGCGAUUGCUGCCCGCGCUGCCCGGACGAUAUGUGCGGCCUGGACAACACAACCGUAGUCGGAGUCGAUGGCAGCAGCGGCAACCCGAACGGAAUCACAGGUGGCAGCGCCUGUCUGCACAAUCACCACAUCUACGCCUCUGGACAGACGUUUAAGUACGCGUCCAGAGAGUGCGCCACCUGUUCCUGCAAGGUCCCCUACUGUGCCCAACUGGUGAGCAAUUCCGCGUGUUGUGUGCAUCGUUCCAGAUUAUGGUUCUUCAGUUGAUGCAGUUGUUGUUUCGGUUUUCUAGCAGUGGGCUUCUUUCUUUAUGAGUUGAAUGUUUUUUUAGUACCAUAAUUGGAUCUGGACAUAGAAUCUAGAUUUUUUUUAAAUUUCUUCCAUUGGAUAAAUCCAAUGGCUUUAUUUUAGUUUUAUUAAGAUUUCGGUUUUUUUUUUUUUGAAUCAUCAACAUCAUCUUUGUCACAUCUAUCUUCCUCUAUUCUUUUCAUCACAAGUUUUUCGCCUUCACUACAAUUUGUGUGUGUUUAAAAAUUCUCACUGAACUGCAAAAAAACAUAUAAAAUGUUUGGUAUUUUUUGAAUAUUCUGAUCACUUUCCUUCAAUUUUAAGCACAUUUGAACUUUUUCGAAUUUCCGUCAAUAGUCAUUCAGUCCUGAAAAAACAGGGGCACUGUGUAAGAUAACUGUCAACAUUCUACACAUUUUACUUUCUUUCGUUGUUUAGAUAUAUUUUUUUUACCUUUAAAACUUUUUUUUUAAAUUCCCUUGAUUUCAAUAUGAUUACGUUAACAAUAAUUUCAACAAAAUCAUCGACAAAAUUUCCCACGAUUUUAAAGUUUUGCACCUGCACCAAAUGCGCACUUUGUUAACGUUUGAACAAGUUUUGAUAAUUUUAUAGAUUGAUUCAUUUUCCACUGUUAACAGCAUGUUCCAAAGUAUUGAAAUCUCUCGCCAGCAGGAGACAAAAAUCAGUAUUUUCAGUCAUUUUCAAAAUAAGUGAUCUUAUGAAAAAAAAAAGCAGCUUCAACCUAUCCAAAUUCAAAAUUUUAACAACCCACAAUAAUUGUAAACAUUUCACACAUGCACACAGAUUGAACAUAAUUCACUUCAACUUCACUCCCCACCGCAAGACAACCACAAAAAAAAAUCACCAAUCCACAUCCGGAAUAUGAUUCAACUCAAGUUUUGUUCCUUUAUGAUUUCCUUGUUUCAACCUGUGAUUUGAAGUUUUUAUGUUGAAAAAUAAAUUGUUUUUUUUUACCAGCGCCGGUUUCUUUCGAAGUACUCUAGAAGCUUUUUUUGUAGCACUCGUAGCAAUCCCACUUUUAUAAUUUCCCAAAAGCAUGCUUGUAAAUAUUUGUUCACUUGUUUAGCACUAAAGUUUCGAAACGUUUGAUACUUGUUGCAUAAAACUAAUUUAAAUUAACAAUUCAUUCAGAAAAGAACAUUUUCAAAAAAGACAAAGACGCUCUUGAAAGAAGAAUGCGAGAGAUUUCAUUGCCAUUUUAAGUGUUCUUAAAUAGCUAUACGAAGAAAAAAAUCACAUUGAUUGCACCGACCUUCUCUCUGCAUAUUUUUCGAAUCACUUUUGCAAAUCUUUUUCCACUAGAUCACUUCCCAGCUUAGCGAGUGAUCAAACUGUAUAAGAGGACAACACAAGUACAAAACAUUCACACAUACACACACACACUCCCGGAUACUUAUGAAUAUAAAUAGACUUGUAGCUAUGAAGGAUACACAACAUUGAUUGAGUGGUUUAAAUUUGUUUUAUGUAGAAAUAUGAAAAUCGGUUGAAAGGUCUACAAAUGAGCUGUUUGUUGAAUGGAGUGAAUGUUGAAAAUACAGAACGCAAAACAGAAAUUCGAAACCAUACUUCCAAAUAAUCUAAGUUUUUAAAACCAUUCCUAGUGACUUACAAAGUUUGAAAAAGGCUGAGUGAGAUUUUAAGAACCAAUUAUGAAACUCUCGGUUGCUUCGGAAUCUUUUCGUAAAUGGUCAAUGCGCAUCGAAUGAAAUAACUGCCUCAGACACAACCAUUGCUAUUUGGUCGCUAUCCGGUGUAUUUUUAAGGCCAAACGUCAUUCUAACAUGUUGAGUCGAAGUCAUGAAGUAAUAAGUUAUUACUAAUAACUGGAUUAGAACGCUUAUUUUUAUAGCGAACUUAUUUAGAAGUUAUUUUAUGUGGAAUAUCGAAUUUGAAAUGUCGAUUCAAUGGUCGAUUAUCGAAUGUCGACUAUCGAAUAUAUAUUAUUGAAUAAGAAAAUAUAACAUUGACAGUCAAAUAUCGAAUGUCGAUUGUCAAAUGUCGAUUGUCGAGUUUGAAUGUCGAUUGUCGAAUAUGAAUUUCGAAAGUCUCAUAUCGAAUAUCAGAUGGCGAAUGUCGACUGUCUAAUGUCGAGUAUCGAAUGUCGUGUGUCGAAUGUUCCAUGUUUGAUGUGCAAUAUCGAAUGUCGAAUAUCAAGUAUCAAAAUGCGAUAUGUGAAGUAAAAAUUUGCAUCUGUAUCUAGGUUUGAAAUGGUAAAUUAGCCUUCUUUCAUCGAUUCAUCUUCAAACAGCUCAUUCGUAGCCUAUGACUAGAACUAGUUUUCUCUCAACCGGUGAAAACCCCUGAAAUAACAUAGUGUACAUAAAUCUCAAAAACAUAUUUUUAAUUUUUCCACUUUCUUCUCUUCGCAUAUUUUUGUGUUCUCAAAACUACACCAAAUUCACCAAACCACCCCCAAUCGAAAUAAAUAUUUGCCGCCUGCACGGAUAAAAAAAAACCAUACGCACACACAACACUCAACAAAUAAAUCCAAUUCGUAUCGAUCCCAAUGGUCAACGCUUAUUCGAUAAACACGAUCCUUCCCCUCAAAACAAACGCCGUGCGGCACCGUGCGUUCCAUCGACGAUGAUCAACGAUCAACAGGACGGCAAAAUCAGCUGCCGUUACGACGAUAAUUGUAUUGAUGACCAACUACGAAAGAUCAAAGAACCUGCUGCGGACGAUCGCACUCCAGGUGGCACUACUGGUGCUGCUGAUAUUUCAACAGCGACGUCACCGCAAGCAUCG
Messenger RNA from Uranotaenia lowii, 5309 nucleotides. RefSeq names its product protein kinase C-binding protein NELL1-like. The coding region runs from base 57 to 2522 and encodes 821 amino acids. The record is from RefSeq and is a predicted model, not a curated record. The transcript is spliced from 13 exons. Gene Ontology annotation, molecular function: protein binding; calcium ion binding. Lineage: Eukaryota; Metazoa; Arthropoda; Insecta; Diptera; Culicidae.